Molecule: messenger RNA, 411 nt
Organism: Solanum dulcamara
Lineage: Eukaryota; Viridiplantae; Streptophyta; Magnoliopsida; Solanales; Solanaceae
Product: calcium-binding protein PBP1-like
Exons: 1
Coding region: 25-390 (121 amino acids)
Molecular function (GO): calcium ion binding
Source: RefSeq, a predicted model, not a curated record
AGCAAUAUUUGCGAUUGAACUAAAAUGGAAGCAGGAAAAACAAAGAUGGUACAUUUAGAGUUUCAAGAUUUACUGCCAAUUAUGGCAAGAAAGCUAGGCGGAGAGGGACUGAUCAACGAGCUAUGCAAAGGUUAUCGGAUGUUAAUGGAUGGUGACAAGGGAGUGAUCACAAUUGAUAGCCUAAAGAAGAACUCUGAGCUGAUGGGGUUGCAAGAUUUUAGUGAAGAAGAGUUGAAGAACAUGAUUAGAGAAGGAGACAUGGAUGGUGAUGGAGCUCUUGAUCAGAUUGAAUUUUGCAUUUUGAUGUUUAGAUUGAGUCCUGACUUGUUACAUGUGGCUCAACAAUUGUUAAAUAAAGCUGAUAAACAUCAAAAAAAUGUCCACCUUUAGUGAUACUGCACUACUUCCUGU